AUGUCCGAUAGUCGCAUUGACUAUCAGCCUCUUCGCACGGAAGCACUGGAUUCGCCUUCAUACCACCGCUCCAGUGAUAUUGCAGACCCUUCCCAAGGCAAAUACUCUGUCCGUAAAACCGACAGCGACGAGGACGACGAUGCCGGUAUCCAUGCGACGGAAAUCCAGGAACUGGUCGGCUCCUCAGGGCAAGACUUUUCAGAGCACUUACGAGGGCAACAGGGACAGGACGUUGACGUGGACGAUGAACACCAUACUUCUAGGGCCGACUGGAUAAUCCGAGUGCAGGCCUUCCUUUGCGCGGCCCUGCUGGGCGUGUCCACCCACUAUACUCUUCAUAUGACAGGGCCGCUCAAGGAUGUACUCAAGGAGAGUAUGGGCAUCAGCAAUACCCAAUUCUCGUUACUACAGUCAUCCUUGACAUUGUUCCCAACGCUCAUCCCGCUCAUUGGAGGACUAUUGGUCGAGCGCUACGGAACCGGACCCAGCUCGAUCGUCUUCACUACAAUUGUCAUCCUUGGACAGAUCAUUGUCGUUUUGGGAUGCUGGACGCGCUCCAUCAAGGUCAUGAUUACCGGAUACUGUCUUUUUGGCCUAGGAGCAGCGCCCAUUACGAUUAUCCAAGAGACCAUAUGGAUUAGAUACUUUAAGAAGAAUGGCCUAGCAUUGGUUUUGUCCCUUGGCCUUCUCAGCGGAAAAUUGUCUGGCUUCCUCGCACUCGCAACAACCGUACCUCUGACGACCUUUGGGUUUGCUACCCCCUUCAUCGUCUCAUUAUGCAUCUCAGUGUUUGCUUGGGCGAUGAACAUUCUAUUUUUAUGGCUGUCGAAGAAACCCAGAGAGGACACCGACGCUAUGACGAAGAUCACAAUUCUUUUGAAGGCAAAGAGGACGAACUUGGGAUGGAACGAAGUGUAUGGGUUCUCGAGCAUGUUCUGGACAAUGUUGGCUAUCAGCUUCUUGGUGGGCGCGAGCUGGAACCCAUUUAUUCAUCAAGCAAGCAAUAUUGUUAAGCAUCGGUACGGACUCAACGACGAACAGGCAGCAUGGGAGGCAUCAGUUAUUUUGGCUGUCCCUCUCGUCGUAUACCCCUUCCUCGGCACAUUCAUUGAUCAUGCGGGGAAACGCGCCUGGUUGCUCCUGGUCACUGCAGGAUUGCUGAUCAGCACUCAUGUCGUCCUUAUGAUACCAUUCGGAAUCGUGCCCAUUCCUCCAACCAUUCCGAUGUUAUUCUUUGCGCUUUCACUAUCUCUGGGAACACUCUCGAUCGUCACCAGCAUGCCAGUUCUGACAAAGCAUGUUCCAACGGGCCUGGGAUUACACCGAUCCAUCGAUAAUAUUGGCGCGACACUGUUCGGCACAGUCGCAGGCAUGUUGCAGGAUUUUCCAGACAAUGAAGGCGAUGGCGAGUCCGAGACAGAGAGCUUUUUCUAUCGCCUCUACCACCAUCUUUUCCCUGCCCAGGUAGACCAGGCUCAGGAGGAGCGAGAAGACCUGCAGCUUUUGGGCAUGUUCCUCUCCGUCGCAAUCAUUGCGUUUAUCACCUGUGCUAUUUUCGUCUGGGGCGACUAUCACUGGACUGAUGGCGAGGGCGGGAAAACGAGGCUCGUCAAUGGCGUCUACGGCAAGAGGGAACCUAUUGAGACGACAGCUACGCGGACAAGGAGGAAUCGAAGGCGUCGGAGUCAUGAAGUGCUGGAGGCAAUGACGAUGGAGGCGAUAUUUGAGUUAGAGGAUGAACCGGAUGCAGAAGUAGUGUCUAUGACAGAGAUAGGAAGCACGCAUCUCGGAUUCCACUCUUCGAACCAGCAAGGAUCCGAGGCUAUUCUCCCAUUGGGCCCCACAUCAGAGCCGCAGAGUAACCAAAGUACUCGCUAUGAGCUUCGCCACCAACAACUUGGGCACCCGCAGCGGCGAAGUGAGUCCUCAAACGAAGACGAAGACCUUCAGGAGGAAGAAUAUGAGGAUGAGCAGGAUGAGUAUCGGUUUGGGGUGCGGAUUGAGAGCGGGGAUGAUGAGGUACCGCAUUUUAAGAAAGUUCAGGCACAUUUUUGGAUCAUGGUGUGGUCCGCGCUCCUGCUGGCCAGCUGGGCCGUGUUUGGCGUAGGCGUGUCGCGGUAG
Molecule: messenger RNA, 2121 nt
Organism: Gamsiella multidivaricata
Lineage: Eukaryota; Fungi; Mortierellomycota; Mortierellomycetes; Mortierellales; Mortierellaceae
Product: major facilitator superfamily domain-containing protein
Exons: 5
Coding region: 1-2121 (706 amino acids)
Biological process (GO): transmembrane transport
Molecular function (GO): transmembrane transporter activity
Source: RefSeq, a predicted model, not a curated record